GGCAGAGAGGGAUGGAUGAGUAGGUGCAGCAGAGAGGAGGGAGGAAGGAAGGGAGUGGAGGAGGAACAAUUGGAGACGGAGAGGAGAAACCAGCCUUUUAAAAGGCAGAUUAACACGGGCAGAAUCUUUCAUUCUGAAGGAAAUCACACACCUGUGCACACACACACACACACACACAUUUUUUGGGGACUAUGGCUUCGACCACGUCUGGUGAUGUUCUGCCCACAGGUGGCAGGAUCUUCACCUCCAUUCCUGACAUCUUCUUCAUCCCAGAGUGGGUGAUUGGAGGUUUGGUGUGGAUCCUGGUGGCAUCGACCCGUGUGAACCCAGACAACCCUCAGGGUUGGGUGAUGUUCGUGUCUGUCUUCUGCUUCGUCUUCACCACACUCUGGUUCUUCAUAUUCCUCUGUGGAGGCAAUCAGAGCGGCGUCUGGCCCUCGUUGGACGCUGGGUAUCAUUUUGUGGCUGCGGUUUUCUACCUCGGAGGGUCUGUGGCCUUGGCCAUCGUCACCAUUGAAAAAGCAGCUAUUGUCAACAUAUUGUCCACAGCAGAAAGUCUUAAAAUCUAUCGGCUGGACAUCGCUGCAGUGGUGAUGUCCUACCUGGCCCUGCUUCUUUACUUCCUCCACGCCAUUUUCUCUGCCAUCCGAUGGAAGAGGUCCUAAAACCACAACACCUGACCAAGAAAAACCAAGAGCGACAAAACGGAGACAAAAUGAAUCAACGAAUCAACGGCUGAACUCCUGUUGGAAUAAAAAAACAAAGAAUGACAUUUGUGGUUUUCAUGAAUUCAGCUCAGUGAUAAGGAGUAUGUUUUUUGUUUUUUUUUUCAUCAAUGCAGUAAAAAGUUGAAUCAAAUCAUUAAUGAAAAAUGAGCAGUUGGUCAACAUGAACACGGCAAGUUCUUUAGUACCGUUAAUGACUUUUUACAAUUGACAUCAUUGUCGUCUGAUUUCAAUUAGUGAGUCAGCAGAUUUUUAUAUUUAUACAUUUGAAAAGGUAGUUAGAAAUCAAUGUGCCAAAAUUAUAGAAAGCAGAUGUUUCUUCUUCUUUUCUUCCUUCACAGUAACUUCACCAGAACUUUAUUGAUAAAAUGUUGAUACUUGAGUUUUAAGGAUCCCAAAACCUUACACAAUUAAAAAUAAAUGAAAAAAAUAUAUAAAUUCCAUAAAGAUCACACUUUUUCAAUAGUAGAUAAAUCGAUCUUAGAUGGCAAAAAUAAAUCAGUAAACUAAAGGUACAUUUCUUUAAUUAAUGUUCACAAUAAGUUAAUAAGUUAAUAACAAACCUUGCUCUUAGUUACCGUGGUCCACAUCCCGCUGAUGAUUAAUCCAUUUUGGAGCUGAUUCAUUUCUCACAGCCUGUUUUUUUUUUUUAACAUAUUUACAAUGAUAUUGUAAUAGUACUUGUUGAAGACAUCACUGUUCUCAUCGAGUCCCCGGGAAAUUUUAAAUCUGUACAUAUUUAAAAUUAUUUCAUUUUAUUUCACACUAUUCAUUUCAAAUUUUCAAAUAUUUUUUUCUUGUCGUUCACAUGUUAAGGUUGAGCAACUCAACUUGUUACCUCGACACACAACGAGGCGUUUUAUAACACCAUUAAAAUUUUAUGUCAUAAAA
Messenger RNA from Cynoglossus semilaevis (tongue sole), 1616 nucleotides. RefSeq names its product mal, T cell differentiation protein like. The transcript has 4 exons. Gene Ontology annotation, cellular component: membrane. Bases 192 to 665 code for a protein of 157 amino acids. Gene Ontology annotation, biological process: myelination. The record is from RefSeq and is a predicted model, not a curated record. NCBI's taxonomy places the organism in Eukaryota, Metazoa, Chordata, Actinopteri, Pleuronectiformes, Cynoglossidae. Gene Ontology annotation, molecular function: structural constituent of myelin sheath.